AGACAGACCUUCUUCAUUUCUUUAAUGAGAUAACUGGUUCAGGGGGAGGAUAGAUAUCAGAGAAAGAUGCUCCACUUCCAAGCAGCCCUGCUGAUGGCCCUGAUCCUGGGCACAGCUCUUCCAGUCACUCAAGCAGGCCCCUAUGGAGUAAACAUGGAAAACACUAUUUGCUGCAAGAACUUCGUUGGAUUUCCUAUACCUUUGAAGUUCCUGAAUUAUUUCUACUUCACCUCUAAAACCUGUCAGAAACCUGGAGUGAUCCUGGUAACAAAAAGAAAUCUUAAGAUUUGUGCAGACUCUCAGAAGCCCUGGGUAGAACAUGCCAUCAAGACUAUCAAAAAGAAAAAAACAUGAGGAUUCCAGCUCUGCUAUGAAAGUACCAAAGACCUCUUUUUCCAGAUAUUGUUCCUAGAUGCCGCCUCCUUGAUCUCCAUCCUAUAUGGAAGAAUCAGUAUAGUUGCUGUGUACAGGGUUGGGCCAUGCCCAGAAGAAAUAGGCUAAGAUCAACCAGUGUGACCUCUGUUUUAAAGUCCGGCAAUUAUAUCUGCCAUUUCCAUUUCCCAUUCCUCUUUCUCUCUUUUUUACUCCACUUCCUCGGGUCUUCCCCUAAUCUGGAGGUCCAGUGUCCCUAUAACUGCUAUCCUUUUCCCCCUACAAGCCACCUCCAGUCCUGCUUUCUCCUCCAAUGUCCUGUGGCAAAGAUCCUUAAUUUUUGUCAUGGAAUUCAUCUCAGAAUAGUGGCUUAAAAUGCAUAAAAUAAAAUACAUAGGAUUACAAAGGAAACCAAUUAUAUUGAAAGAAUUAUCCAAAAAAAAUUUUUUUUAAUUCUCAAACCCUUAUAGUAUAAAAUGAUUCCUUCCUUCCUCUCCAAAAACAUUUCCUCGGUUAGUUAAGGCCUGUAACAAAUGAUCCAAUAAUUAAAGCAUGAGUGUGAAUUACUUAAAAAUGGCUUUAUAUGUUUACAGUACUAUCAUCUCACCCCUCCUGUCACUUCCAGCCAAUUGCAUUUUAAAAGAGGACACAACUAACCCAAAGAAGAAAAUCUCUAAUGACCAAUUUAUUUUAAGCACCUUAGACACCUGAAUGGAAGAGAAUUUCAUUUUCUCAGGAUGAGAGUAGGGUUUGACUGGGAACUUUUGGGUCCCAGGGUACAAAUCCUAGUACCUUCUGAGAGGUUCCUAGGAAUCCUCCUAUUACUGAAGAGAGAAUUAAGAGAAAUCUCCAGGUUCCUCUAGGACAUGAUGGUCAGAAAGGGAAACUAGAUUUGCUGCCCAAUCCUUGAAAGAGGACCAGUACUGAGAUCCUGACUGCACUCUGAAAAUAACUAAUAGAAUUAUUCAGAAGGGAGAGAUCUCUUUUCAUAGCUUUAUAGGAUUUAGAUCUGAAAAAACUUUGGAGAUUAUUCAGUCCAUUUUAUAGGUGAGGAUAUUGAUUUCUAGAGAAGUGAAGUGAUUUUCCCAACAUCAUAGAAGUGAAGGGGUUAGCCACCAAAUGAUGGGGUGUAGGGUGCAGAAGCAUUGACUCCCCCAAAUAUAUCGGGGUUUCAGGUCUCCCCAUGCAACCAUCAAAUGUUAGGUAGAGGAGGUUUUGGAUCCCAAAAAAUAUUUUGGUAUUUCAGGCUAUUGUCUCGAGAUAUCUCAAAAGAAUAUGUAGGUUUAGACUAUUUGCAAAUCAAAAGGCAAAGAUUUUAUUGUUGUCAUUGUUUAGCAUGCUAAGUUCCAAAAAGGAGUUAACCAUUAACAGAGAGGGAAACUCCAGAGCUAAGUUCCCUAGCAGAACUCACAAUUAAUCAGGAGCAAGAUACCUAAGGCAGGUGAAUUUGCUGCCAUAAGAUGGACAUUUCCUAAUGAACCUGUAAAGAAUUGUGGGAUUACUCCAUUGACUGGCAGGCUAAUAAGUUAGCUAUAACUAGGAAAAAGA
Molecule: messenger RNA, 1920 nt
Organism: Sarcophilus harrisii (Tasmanian devil)
Lineage: Eukaryota; Metazoa; Chordata; Mammalia; Dasyuromorphia; Dasyuridae
Gene: CCL22
Product: C-C motif chemokine ligand 22
Exons: 3
Coding region: 67-354 (95 amino acids)
Biological process (GO): positive regulation of GTPase activity; cellular response to tumor necrosis factor; G protein-coupled receptor signaling pathway
Cellular component (GO): extracellular region
Molecular function (GO): chemokine activity; CCR chemokine receptor binding
Source: RefSeq, a predicted model, not a curated record